GGUACGACACAGCUACAAAAUACAGCAAGGACAGCUACGAUACGGUACCAGGUACGAUCUGAUGCACAAGAAAGAGUUCGAGGUUGGUGCGCUAAAUACAAUUGUCGUUCGAUAUUCUAGCCACACAUUCGACGUCGAUACCUAUACAAAGAGCAACUGGAACUUCAGUCGUCGAACACAAAAGUGCUAAUUACAUUAGGCACGACGAAGAGAGAUCGAGGAACAGCACGGAUACGAAAAACACCACGGUCGAAAAACCAUGACGAAGUCUUUGUUCAAGUGUUUGGUUUGGUCGGUUGCGGGUUUCAUGGCUGCGACAGCUUUGAUCCCUCCGGUACCCGAACACAACCGUCCUGUAUGUUGCAAUACUCCGAUUCGAAGCAACCCUCAAAACAUCCUCAAUAUUCACAGCAACAAUAACGAUUGCAUCCACCACAAUUCUUGCAGACAAAGCACUGCAUUGCGUGUUCUUUCCGAGGAGGUUGGCGAAUCGCUCUCUUACAUCAGCAAGAACGAGGAGGGAGAAAAAGUUCCGUACGUGGUGGCACGCGGGGAUGGUUCGGUGGGUGGUGGAGGUCUGGCCAUGCCGAAAGCAAGCCGACAAACCAACGACGAGGGCGAAAGCGAACUAGACGAAGAAUUGCGACGACCCAAGGUUGGCGCGGAAAUGCCGCAGGGGUGAGUGAUUAGUUUAAUAUUCAAUAUGUUGUUAUUCCUUGCGUGUUUAGUGUGGCGACAAGGCGAAAAACGAUCGAGCUCGUUCGUGACUUUGGAUUUCGGUCUUCUUCGUUCGUUAACAAUGGCUUUUUUCUUUCUUGCAGUCGACCUUCUUGGUUCCGAGUCCCAGCUCCAUCUUUACUGGAAGAAUCGCGGUAUACCGAGGUCAAGAGCUCUCUGGAGGAUCUGAGCUUGAAUACGGUUUGCGAGGAAGCACAGUGUCCUAACGUCGGAGAAUGCUGGUCGGGCGGAACGGGAACGAUUAUGCUUUUGGGCGAUACCUGUACCAGGGGAUGCAUGUUCUGCGCGGUGAAAACAGAUACCAAGCCACCCCCACCCGAUCCAUUCGAGCCGUUCAAGACCGCAGACGCUGUCGCAAAAUGGGGGGUCGAUUAUAUUGUUCUGACGAGUGGUAAGUGAGCUCGCAAUGGACCAUGAUGAGCGCGCAGUUUAGGAAUUUCAUUUAGAACAACGAGAUCUGCGAUUCGGAAGUUAACAACCGGAGCUCUAACCGGAUGCCGCAUACAAUAUUCUUUGAAUCGUGUUCACAGUGGACCGUGACGACAUCGACGAUGGAGGAGCGCAACAUUUUGCACACACGGUGGAAUUGUUGAAGUACAAAAAGCCCGAACUUUUGGUCGAAUGUUUGGUGUCCGACUUUCAGGGAAAUCUCACCUCGGUGGAAACUCUGGCCGUUUCGGGAUUGGACGUUUACGCUCACAACGUCGAGACAGUAGAACGGCUGCAGAAGGUAAGAAAGUGUUGGGUUGCUUUUUCAAAACUGCAAACCAUUGUUGGCACACAACACAGGAUCUCAAAUUGCUUGUCUUUUAGUUUGUUCGGGAUCCAAGAGCGGGAUACCAACAGAGUCUGUCUACCCUGGAACACGCCAAAAAGGCCAAACCGGGAUUGUAUACAAAGACCAGUAUCAUGCUGGGACUUGGUGAGACUAAGGAGGAGGUGCUUCAAACGAUGAAAGAUCUUCGCGAGAUUGAUGUUGAUGUUGUCACUUUUGGACAAUACCUUCGACCAACUGAAAAUCACCUCGCGGUCGUCGAAUAUGUCAAGCCAGAGGUGUUUGAUUAUUACAGAGAAGUGGGGGAAGAGAUGGGAUUCAAAUACGUUGCUAGCGGACCACUGGUACGAAGUUCCUACAAGGUAAGGAGGUUUUUAGCCUUUUGUUGCACGGUACUGUACUUUUUGCGACAUGUGUGUGGUUUGUGUGAACGUACCUCAAAGCAUUUUUUUCGCUUCGAAAAAGGCCGGUGAAUUUUAUCUCGAACAUAUGAUCAAGACAGAACGAUCUGCGCAGCAGAAUGAAGAACCCGAAGUAAUCGUAGAAUGCGAGUAAAAAAAAAUCAUAGAGUAUGCUAUAAGUUAUCUAUCAAUAAUAAUAGAUUUACUGGUAU
Pseudo-nitzschia multistriata is the source of this 2126-nucleotide messenger RNA. NCBI's taxonomy places the organism in Eukaryota, Bacillariophyta, Bacillariophyceae, Bacillariales, Bacillariaceae. The record is from the annotation of a GenBank genome assembly.